GUGAUCGUUUUACAAGUCAGACGUACAUUUUGAUCUUAGGAUACGGACAUUCACCGAACAAUUGAGAAUGUCAGUAAUGAAUUGGAGAAUAAAUCAUGUAUCGCCUCAUCAAUAGCACAAAAGCAAAAUCAAGGCGACCUGUAAAUAAACGAGACCUGGCCAACCAUUGGCUUAACACCGAUCCAUAGUUUCCAUGUACAUACUCAAACAGUUGACACCGGAUCCUCAUUUAAGUCGUCUUUUACACCAAUCCUGUUUAUUUGGGACGUCCACAACGAGGACUUUGUUAAAGACAAAUUGUGGGACACGUGAAUGUUGUUAAUCCUCGUGUAUUGUCAUCGUGCAUAAUCAUCAGUUUGACGGCAGUAUGUUUUAUUUAGUCCUAUACGAUGUUUUGAGAACUUUAUGUUUGAUACACGCGUGAAUCAUAUUAUACAUGUAUGCAUCUGAAAAAGAAAUAGGUGUUCUUGUUUUUGUAAUAUGCCAGGUCAAAUGUUGAAAUGCUAGCUGUCUUCUAAGCUUCAGCACCAUUACCUUCAGGAACGUUCAGUCUUAUAUUGUACUGUGUACGUGAAAUAACAGGACGGCAGUAGUAUGUAGGCAGUACUUUGGAUCUGCGUACACGACUUGUGCCACUACGUCGGUGGCAUCACAUUGAAUUAUACUACACUGCCGGGCAAAAGAAAGUAUACUUAUGGUUGAUGGUGGCUUAAUUGAAAAAACAAGAACUGGUUAUUCGAUAGUGAUGUAUUUGAAACGGGUAUCACAGUUGUGUUUUGGGCCUUAAGUUUGCAGUGUUUCGGCGACUGUUUUCAGCCUAGUAACGUUUUGAUAACGUUUGUAAUAUUUCGGCAAAAUCCAUUUUGCAGGUGUCUUUUGCCCGGCAGUUUACACUAAGCAAUAACAACAGUUUAGUUUCACGUUGUGUCAGAGACCAUGUGAGCUAUGCUUCAGCCCAGGGAUGUCAUGCAACUAAGUCCUCCGGUCCACAUACAUAUGCCAGAGUUUUACAAAUUCGCAUAAAUCUUGAUUUUUAGCAGUUCAUAUCUCUUGUAAAUAGAAUGUUUGACAUAUAAUUAUCAAACGUCAGCGUCAAAGAAUAGUCAGCGUCGAUUGUCUGAGGAAACAGAUUCCUUUGGGCGUAAAAAGCAAAAUCGGUGUGAAAAUGAUAUGAAUGGAUCACUGUAAAUCAGUGAUGGCACCAGGUGUUCAUGAUAUGAACAGUUUUACUGUGACAGAAUCAUCUUGUUCAAACAGCCGACGCUACAGCUUCGCAAGGACUCUUUGUGUAUGUAAUGUAUGUGUACAAAAAACACCUCACGACAUUGGCUAUUUAUAGCGACCUCGUACUAGUGUUGUCAUGCUUAAACCUGUAUACAGACGAAUCACUGGUAUUGAAUGGGACACACGUGACACUACCGACAAACGUACUCUUUAAAUGCAUGCAUAAACAACGAUGUUUGAUUCAUUCUAAUAACAUUUUUUUAAAUGUAAGACGACUGAUGUUUUUUUAUAUGGUGAGCUGGUUAUUUCACAACAGUCAAACGUUGCAGGUACUCUUUUUUAAUAGAAAUAGAUUCAAGAGCAGAUAACUCUGAACAUUAUUCGCCACAGUUUUGAUUCAAAUUCAAUUUCCUGCUGUAAAGAGAAAGUGCCUGGUGUCUGCGUUGUGGUCUGUGGCCUUGGUGACUGUCUACUCGCCCCCCUGCUCAAGAGAUACAAGGUUGACGAUAAAGCGGUCAUGGAAAAUUCUGAGAACAUGUUUUCCGAGGAAUCCCUGACAAGUGAUGUGGCGCUUGUAGUCGAGGGCCAAAAGCUGCACGUGAACAAAACAGUACUUUCGCUUGCAUCUCCAGUCUUUGAAAAUAUGUUCUUUGGGGAAUUCAAAGAGAAAACCUUAUUAGAAGUUCCCCUACCCGGGAAGACAUACGACGACAUGGUAGAGCUGUUACUGUGCAUCUACCCAUCGACCGCCAAUCCGGUCACAGCAGACAACAUUGACGCACUACUUCCACUAGCGGAGGAAUACGUUAUGACGUCUCUAAAACAACGCUGUCGCACGUUUGUCACGACCUACCUGAAACUAAACGUGAAAACUUUAUCUAAGUCUCAGCUGGUACAUUUCAUGCAUCUAGCAGACAAAUAUGACUUUGAUGAUGUCCUUGAGGAUUGUCUAGCUCGGGCUGUGUACAUUGAAUACAGUGGCACCAAUGGGCUACAACACAAGGAGGAGUUCCAAGAUCUCAGUGACGAGGCGGCUGUCCAGUUCUUUAAGCGACGAUUGGUGUUGGUGGGGGGACUUGUCAGACCGGUGUUGCAAAUAGCCACCAAUCCUUCUGGAGAGCUUCACGAUGACUUACAGGCUAUCAUCGGCGACAGAUGUAAAUCGGGGGGAUACUUUCAUAGACAGCAUAAAUGUGGAGAAUGUGAAGCUGCCUGUUGCAAGGAAUGUCGGAAGCUCGGCACUAAAGCUAUAAACCAUUUGGCUCGUGUUAUCCCGGAAAUGCUGUCUGCUUUCAAAAAGCCUAAAUAGCUGGCGUAAAUCAGAGAUUUUGAUCAAUUGUUAUUUUGGAUAUAGACAUUUACGUUAGUGACACGCCCCAAAAGAGAAUAUCAGUAGUGAAUUGGCGAAUAAAGUGUGUUUCGCUUCAGUCAGUAGCAUAAUAGCUAUAUCAAGGCGACCUGUAAAUAAUCGAGUCCUAGACAUGCUCAAACAGUAGACACCGGAUCUUAAUUUAACUCGUUUCUAACAACAAUCCUGUGUUACUAGGGACAUACACAAGGAGGUAUUAAAGACAAAUUGUAUACAACUAUAUAAGUGGUUCUUUGACAAAAGGUCUGAGUGAAACUGUUGACAUCGAAUAUGUUCCACUUCUCUGUUGCUUAUGUAUAUUAAAAGUUAUUUCACAGAACGUCUAAUCACAAUGAUCACAAUGUAUGUUAGAACCAAUUUCCAUUCAUCAAGUUUUUUUUCUAUUUCAACCCAUCGUAGCUUGAUAUGGCUGAGUAAGUUACAAUCACUUUGCCUUCUCAUGUUCAAGAUUUUCACAAAGUAAAGGGUAACAUUA
This is a messenger RNA of Haliotis rufescens (red abalone), 3068 nucleotides long. Its product is annotated as BTB and MATH domain-containing protein 36-like. NCBI's taxonomy places the organism in Eukaryota, Metazoa, Mollusca, Gastropoda, Lepetellida, Haliotidae. Bases 1742 to 2533 code for a protein of 263 amino acids. The record is from RefSeq and is a predicted model, not a curated record. Gene Ontology annotation, molecular function: protein binding. The transcript is spliced from 3 exons.